UUUACCAAAGCUAAUAAGCACCUAAGAUUCUUAGUUUUUUCACUUAAUAUCACCAUAUAGUUGCAUGUUCAAGAUGAGUAUUUCAGCCAACUCAUUUGCAGCCAUUGCUGCUAUAUUUUCUCUUCUGCUGCUCUCUAGCAUGCAAUGCCAUGCGCAAUUUUCUUCCACAUUCUAUGAUCGCACUUGCCCUAAUGCUCUAACCAUGAUUCGUACAAGUGUUAGACAAGCUGUUUCACGAGAACGUCGCAUGGCUGCAUCCCUUAUUCGCCUUCAUUUUCAUGAUUGCUUUGUUCAGGGUUGUGAUGCUUCUAUCUUACUUGAUGAGACCCCUACGAUUGUCAGUGAGAAAACGGCAUUGCCAAAUCUUGGGUCAGCUAGAGGCUAUGGUAUUAUAGAAGAUGCAAAAAGGGAGCUUGAGAAAACAUGUCCAGGAAUUGUAUCAUGCGCAGAUAUACUUGCAGUUGCUGCUAGGGAUGCAUCCACUCUAGUUGGAGGUCCAUCAUGGGCAGUGAAACUCGGAAGAAGAGAUUCAACCACUGCAAGUCAUGCUCUUGCAGAAACUGAUCUUCCUGGUCCUUUUGAUCCUCUAGAUAGGCUUAUUUCUGGCUUUGCCAACAAGGGUCUUAAUACAAGGGACAUGGUUGCUUUAUCAGGAGCACAUUCAAUAGGUCAAGCGCAAUGCUUCCUUUUCCGUGAUAGGAUUUAUAGUAAUGGAACAGACAUCGAUGCUGGAUUUGCUAGCACUAGAAGACGUAGGUGUCCUCAAGAAGACCAAAAUGGAAACUUAGCUCCACUUGAUUUGGUUACACCCAAUCAAUUAGAUAACAACUACUUCAAGAACUUGAGGCAAAGAAAAGGUCUUCUUCAAUCGGAUCAAGUCCUCUUGAGUGGUGGAUCCACUGAUAAUAUUGUUUUGGAAUAUAGCAAUAGUCCUCGAGCAUUUGCCUCUGAUUUCGCGGCUGCCAUGAUUAGAAUGGGAGAUAUCAGUCCCCUAACUGGUCAAAAUGGGAUCACAAGAACUGUUUGUGGAUCUAUAAAUUGAUUUUUCCUAAGCUAGCUUACUACUUGUAUGAUUGUUAAGUGUAUUUGUAUUCAUUUGAUUCUUUCCCUAUGUAUUGUUUAAGAAUAAAAUAAAUUCUUCGUUGUGCUCCUUUACUAAGAUUUCUUUGAAAUAUUUCAAAUCGUCAAUGGUCAAUACCGACUGUUGCCAAUGUAUUCGGUAAUAGGGGUAUUAAUUAGGUGUUUUUCGGAUUUUUCUAGUACGCUGCCUUUACAAAGAUUUCUUUCCUUUUCUUAUUACUGUUUUUUUCUCCUUUUCUGUUCUGGAAAAAUGGUGCUAGGUGUAACUCUGAAUCUUUUUUUUUUUCUAUUGUACAUUGACCUCACAUAUUGGUCGUGGGUUGAAAACGAGAAUUAAACUCUGUGAGAUUGAAUUUGUUGUUAUUCCUCAGCAACUCAGUGAUAGAGCGGUUUGUUGUUAACCAAUUGAUUGUAGAUUACUUCAGGAGAAUUGAUUGAUUUUGAAUUCUUUAGUUUAGGAUGAAGGGACUCGCUUUGCCUAUUAAUUAAGAGUAGGUAUCCCAGUUUGUCUUUGUUUUUAAUGCAUUGUAUUUCAUCUUUUCUCAUUCUAUUCUGCUAGAUUAGAAAAU
Messenger RNA from Lycium barbarum (goji berry), 1649 nucleotides. Its product is annotated as lignin-forming anionic peroxidase-like. The transcript has 4 exons. The record is from RefSeq and is a predicted model, not a curated record. Lineage: Eukaryota; Viridiplantae; Streptophyta; Magnoliopsida; Solanales; Solanaceae. The coding region runs from base 65 to 1042 and encodes 325 amino acids. Gene Ontology annotation, biological process: hydrogen peroxide catabolic process; response to oxidative stress. Gene Ontology annotation, molecular function: peroxidase activity; heme binding.